AUGACCCUUAUUGAAGAAGGCUAUUCGCAAAGAGAAAUCGCCACAAGACUGAAGACAUCCAAAGGAGUAGUUCACAGGACCAUUCAGCGUUACUCUAGUACCGGCGGUUUUAAGGAUAAACCAAGGUCAGGACGACCUAGAGUUACGACGAAAACCGAAGAUCUGCAUAUCAUCACCAUAAGCAAGCGAUCUAGGAAGAAAACAGCAUCAGAAAUACGCGCCGAGAUCAAUGAAAUCCGGGAUAAUCUGUAUCAACGAUACAACGAAGGAUCAGCUCCCGGACGAAAAAUUGCAAAAGAUCGCUUUACAUUUUUGGUAUGCACGAACAGCACUGGUGAGCACAAGUUAAAACUUCUGACCAUUGGAAAGGCAAAAAAUCCCAGGUGCUUCAAGAAUUUUAGGCCUCCAAUGACAUACACCAACUCAAAGACUGCAUGGAUGACAAAAGAAAUUUUUAAAAACUGGUUUUAUUCAGAAUUUGUUCCACAGGUACGGGAGUUUAUGAAGAAUAAUAACCUUUCAGAAAAGGCAUUGCUUAUUCUUGAUAAUGUCCCAAGUCAUCCACCUGAAAAUGAACUUCAAAGCGAUAAUGGCUGCAUUCGGACAAUGUUCAUGCCUCCAAAUGCAACACCACUUAUUCAACCGAUGAUGGAUCAAAAUGGCGAGAUGUUGAAAAAAUUUAAUUUACGUGACGCUCUGACAUGCCUUCAAGGAGCUUGGGACAAACUUACACCGGAAGUUAUUGAAAAGUGUUGGCAUGAACUGUUUGCAUAUGAAGCUGUUUCUAGUGACGAGGACGAAGGUGUCCCUCUUGCUGUACUACAACAAAGAAUGCAACUGGAGGAAAUAAACCAGGUUUCAACCACAGCACUGAGUAUGCUACAAGAAGUUUUUCCUGACGUUCCAUGUUCCUCUAACGGUAUAAGAGAAUGGAAUGAAGAUGUAGUUCAGCUGCCUUCUGAUGAAGAAGAACUUUCCUCAGAAGAUAGUGUAGUCGAGGUUAUAGAAGCAAUUAAACCAGCAGAGGCCAUUUCAGCUAUCAACACCAGCCUGAAGUUUGCAGAGCAAUGUGAGGCCGAUGUAUCGACACUUUUAAGCUUAAGAAAUUUACGAGAGAAAGCAAUAACUAGACUUCUUUCUUCCGGGCGACAGUCUACUAUAGAGCAGUUUUUUAAGAAAAAGGUCUAA
Messenger RNA from Eupeodes corollae, 1188 nucleotides. RefSeq names its product jerky protein homolog-like. Gene Ontology annotation, cellular component: nucleus. The record is from RefSeq and is a predicted model, not a curated record. The coding region runs from base 1 to 1188 and encodes 395 amino acids. Lineage: Eukaryota; Metazoa; Arthropoda; Insecta; Diptera; Syrphidae. The transcript has 5 exons. Gene Ontology annotation, molecular function: DNA binding.